GAUCGCUUGAUGAAUCCUAAGUGCAAUGACAUACGACGAUUGUGCCGUGGCUGCAACGGCAUCGGGCAUCGUCGUAGGUAUAUUCGACCGCGGGCAAAUAGUCGCUAGACAGGAUCGCGUUCGACGCGUUGUCAUACAUAAGCGCGCUGAUCGUUUUGUUCGCGAUCCUGGCGAGGUAUAGUUCCACCUGCUCGGCUAGUCCUCACGCGAAAGGCCGUACGCUACCCGCUCAGCUGUACCUGCUCGACGGCGACGAGUUGCUGCUCAUGAAUCUCACCACGGGCAUCGACUCGCCCAGCAUCCUUCACAAGUUCGUGAGCGCCGAGGACUACGACCUCGACACCGAUCGGCUGCUGUGGAUCGACGCGAUGGCCCGCAUCCACUCGCGCCGUCUCAACACGAGCAGCCGACCGUACGAGGAUCGCCUCGUGCUACAGUACCAGCCGAGCGUGUCCACGGCGCGCAUCACCUACGACCUGGUCGGCCGCAAGUUCUACGUGAUCGACGGCGAGUCGCAGGAGAUCGACGUGGUGGACGAGAGCAACGACUACCAGACGAUACUGUUCGAGCGCGGCCCCAUCAAGGAGGAGCAUGUGGUCAGGGAGAAACCGAGGCGGAUCGUCCUGGACUGCAAGGAGGGACUCAUGUUCAUCGUCACCGUGCUCAACGGCGUGGAGAACAUCUACCGAUCGAACAUGGACGGCACGUCGAAGAAGUUCCUGAUCAGCGGCGCCGGCGGCGACGAGCUCGUCGUCGACAACCCGAGCAAGCAGAUCUUCUGGAUCAACGUCCAGGCCAAGGUGAUCGAGAGCGCCGACUACGGGGGCGGCAAUCGGGCCUUCGUCGCCAAGGUCCAGGCGCCGUCCGUCCUCGCCGUCUACGAUCGUCAGCUCUUCUGGCUGGCCCACGACUACGCUCCGACCGCGAGCAGCGGCUCCUACAUCAAGACGUGCCAGCUCGACGAGGUGGGCUGCGGACACAACACGACGAGGCCUCUGCUGCGGCUCGGCAAGCUCGUGCGUCAGCCGCGCUCGCUCAAGGCCUACGGCAUCAAGUCGUUCCGCGCCCAGCAGAGCCAAUCGCCCUGCCGGCAAUCGAACGGCGGCUGUCGGCACAUGUGCCUGCUCACGGGCGCCGAGGAGAGGGCCAGCUGCGCCUGCAACAUCGGCUGGCGGCCCUCGGAGUCGGACUCGCGCGACUGCCGCAUGGCCGACCGGAGGAACCCCGGGGAUCGCGACGAGCCGAGAUUAUGAAAUUGCUGGGCUUGGUGCGGAAUCGUCGAUUUCGUCGAGAAGAUGCUCACCUUUUAAAGAGAGAGAGAGAGAGAGAGAGAGAUUUAAUCAAUAUUGAAUCGACCGAUUCGGCACCAAGCUCGGGUUUUUUGUUUUUUAUGAUUAUUCGAAAUAUAAUCAACUCGAUGGUAGUUUAACAGUUAGGGUUUUUUUUACAGAU
Molecule: messenger RNA, 1452 nt
Organism: Trichogramma pretiosum
Lineage: Eukaryota; Metazoa; Arthropoda; Insecta; Hymenoptera; Trichogrammatidae
Product: low-density lipoprotein receptor-related protein 6-like
Exons: 4
Coding region: 267-1253 (328 amino acids)
Source: RefSeq, a predicted model, not a curated record